This is a messenger RNA of Lutra lutra (Eurasian river otter), 2734 nucleotides long. RefSeq names its product fibrous sheath CABYR binding protein (gene FSCB). The coding region runs from base 201 to 2558 and encodes 785 amino acids. NCBI's taxonomy places the organism in Eukaryota, Metazoa, Chordata, Mammalia, Carnivora, Mustelidae. Gene Ontology annotation, molecular function: calcium ion binding. The record is from RefSeq and is a predicted model, not a curated record. Gene Ontology annotation, cellular component: sperm fibrous sheath; sperm principal piece. Gene Ontology annotation, biological process: negative regulation of protein sumoylation. The transcript is spliced from 3 exons.
ACAAGAAAGAUGCUUACUGAGUAAGGUGGGAUCCAACAAGAGUGUAGUACAGAAUGCAAUAAUUUAUGAAUUACUUUGUUCUAAGGUAGCUCAAUAGAACAACACUUAAUGAAGAAAGGCAAAUGUUUACCUGUCUGGUACAUUUGUGAUUCUUGAUUAAUUAUUACUUGAAGAAUGUUUGAAAUUCACCAAUUUUAGAAAUGGAAGAAAGUGAUGAGCCUGAUCAGCCUAUCUCAGCAGGGAGACAAGAAAUUCGAAAGAGAAGACGACCCAGCCAACCAAUGGUAGACAAAUCACAGCAGACUGAAGUGACAGAGAAAAAGAAACACUUGCCUAUAUCACAAUCAUCUGGGCCUAAAGCUACCCUUAGUAUUGGUAAUAUUCCUGGAACCAAAGUCAACUAUGAGUCUCUCAGAGUUUCUUCUCAACUUCAGCAAACUUGGACAAAGAGAAAGCGUGUACAGGAUAUGACUGAUAAAUCUCUGCAAACAGAUGCAACUGUAGAAGAGAAAAAAGAAGAAAUCAAGUCAGUUGGUGAAACAGUGGUACCUGAAGAAAAGCCAGCUGCUGUUGAAGAGGAAGUCCCUGAAUUUCCAGAGAGUGUUCAGGAAGUAGAAAUGCCACCAAGCAGACAUUCAGUUCAAUUCAAAAUAGACAGAUCUCAGCAGACCAGUUGUACUGGAGACUGGACAAUGAUGAACAUUCCUCAAAAAGAGAAAGUGGACAAGGAACAACAGACGUACUUUAGUGAAACAGAAAUAGUGGUUAUUGGCAGGCCAGAUAGCUCUUUAUCAAAGUCAAAUGAAGUUGUGCAAGAACAUAAAUCUUCAGGGAAGAUUUUUCUUAGUGAACAUCCUGAAUUGCAACCCUCAACAAGUAAAGAUGAAGCAAUUGGGAAGAUUAAUAUCAACAGAUUUCUAUUUAGUCAACAAAGCAAAAAAGGUUCUUUGGAACUUUCAGAAGAUGAGCAGUAUGUUCUUGGUGAAAUACAGCCUCCCAUUGCAGAAGAGAUCUCUGCUGAAGUGCAACCUCCACCAGCUGAGAAAAUUACAGAAGACUCCCCUCCUGAACUUUAUUCUCCACCAAUUGAAGAACCUCCGGCAGAAAAGGGCCCUGCUAAAGUAGAGCCCACCUUGGGUGAAGAGGCUCUUUCAGAAGGGCCUCCUGCUGAAGUUCAGUAUCCAAAAGUUGAAGAAGUUCCUGUUGAAGUACAACUUUCCCCAGCUGAGGAGACUCCUACAGAAGAAGCCUCUGCUAAAGUAGAGUCUAUCCCUGCUGAAGAGGCUUUUUCAAAAGAGGCUUAUGUUGAAGUUCAACCUCAAUCAGCUGAAGAGCCUUCUACACAAGAGGCUUCAGAACUUCAGUUUUCAUCAGCUGUGGAGGCCCCUGCAGAAGAGGCCCUAGCUGAAGUUUCAUCUACACCAGCUGAAGAGGGCCCUGCAGAAGAGGCUCCAGCUGAAGUUCAGCCUCCACCAGCCAAGGAGGUCCCCUCUGAAGAAGCUCUAGCUCAAGUUCAGCCUCUACCAGCUGAGAUGCCUCCUGAAGUUCAGUCUCUACCAGCUGGAGAGACCCCUGCAGAAGAGGCUCCAGCUGAAGUUUGGUCUACAUCAGCUGAAGAGAGCCCUGCAGUAGAGGCUCCGGCUGAAGUUCAGCCUCCAUCAGCCAAAGAAGACCCCUCUCAAGAGGCCCCAGCUGAAGUUCAGCCUUCACCAGCUGAGGAGAGCCCUGUAGAAGAGGCCCCAGCUGAAGUUUGGUCUCUACCAGCUGAGGAGGCUCCUGAAGAAGAGGCCCCCGCUGAAGUUUGGUCUCCACCAGCUGAGGAGGGCCCUGAAGAAGAGGCCAGAGAUGGAAUUUGGUCUCCACCAGCUGAGGAGGCUCCUGAAGAAGAGGCCCCCACUGAAGUUUGGUCUCCACCAGCUGAGGAGGGCCCUGAAGAAGAGGCUGGAGAUGGAAUUUGGUCUCCACCAGUGGAGGAGGCUCCUGAAGAAGAGGCCCCUGCUGAAGUUUGGUCUCCACCAGCUGAGGAGGGCCCUGAAGAAGAGGUUCCAGCUGAAAUAAAGUUUCCACCAGCUGAGGAGGGCCCUGUAGAAGAGGCUCCAGAUGGAAUUUGGUCUCCACCAGCUGAGGAGGCCCCUAAAGAAGAUACCCCAGCUGAAGUUUGGUCUGCACCAGCUGGGACAUCCCUUACUGAACUUCAGCAUCCAUCAGUUGAAGAAACUACUUUAGAAAUGGUCCCUGUCAACAAACAGUUUCCAGCAGCUAAAGAGGACUUUAUUACACAAAUCUCUGUAGAAGAUGUCCCUGCUGAAGUUCAGCCUCCACCAUCUGAACACGUUGCUGCAAAUGAGGCUUUGGUAGACCAUAUGUCUACCGGCUAUCAAUAUACCCAGACAACAGAUGUCCCAGUGGUAAAAUUAGAAUCACUGGUUUUGGAAGAUCAGCAAAAACCUGAAGAGCCUUUGGAACUGGAUCCUGCCCCUGAAGAUUUGUCUAAUAUCAAUAAAGAACAGGUCCCCACCUAUGAAAUUGAGGGAGUCCUUCAUGUAGAAAUAAAAUAGGGGCCUCUUCCUCAGCUGUAAUCAGGUCUUAACUAAGCUAGCAAUCAGAAGCUAGGGGCUUCUGGACAUAUGCACUUUAGAAAAGUAUAGGCAUUUGGAAGUAGCUUUGUGAACAGGGAAAUAAAAGGAAGCCCCAAGAUGUGGACCACUGGCUGGAAAAUGAACAAUAAAAACUA